UAUAUUUAUCCAAUUCCUUAUGAAAUGACUAUUAAAGAUUUUUUUAUAAAACUUACAACUAGAGAACUAUCCUCUGAGUAUGAUAUUGAUAUCAUCGAUCUGGAAGCAAUAGAGUGUAUUGAAAUAAACAAGAUACAGGUUGCAGCUACAAUCCAAGUUAGCUCUAACUGUAAUAUUUUAGAAGUUACAACAAAUAAUGUACACCGAACCAAAUUGUAUUUUCCAAACUUCUCCCAAUUAGAAAAAUCAAAUCGCAAGCUAAACUUGCGUGAUGAUAUUGUUGAUUGGAUUCAGCAUCAUGAUAGAGGACAAAGAAUGCAUUAUAUACAAGGUUUGUCUUGUGCAUUCUCCUUCAAAAUUGGAGAGUAUCGAUUCAACAUAGGGAAUAAUGCUUUUAAUGCAAUCUCAAUAUGGAAAAUCAAUGAAGAAGCUAAUGAAGAGAAGAUUUUACAAGAAAAUAAACGAAUCAUAAGUAAACUGCAAGAAGAUGCACCCUGUUACCACACUCGAGCAAUAAGAAUAAGCUAUUUGCGUACCUGUGAAUUGCUUCUCCUAAAGGCUAAGCUUUCAUCUCUUCAGACAAUUUAUAGGAUGCUAACUAGUGAUAUUUCUGCAGCUGAGACUAUGGAUCAAGCAAAGGUUAAUAAGCGUGUUAGAAUUACUUUAGAUCUCAGAGAUCCAGAAAUAGCAGAAGUUGCAGCUCAGUUUCUUGAAGGAAAAGCAGCUGAUGCCAUUACUGCAGUGGAUAAAUGCAGGCAUGACCCAAUAGUACAUCUUGAGACUGCAAUAUCAGUGAAUGAUCUUUUGCAUCAAAUUAAAAAGAAAUAUCCAACUAGAAUACUAAUACCUAAUACUCAUUAUGCAUCUGCAAUAUUUCAUUACAAAAAAGAAUUUGCUCCUGAAUUUCCUGUAGCUGCAGUUGAAAGAGGAAAGAAAGUUGUAGUUAGUAGAAAUACUAUAUUUGCAGUUGCUAACCAUGAUUACACUAAAACGGGUAUUAUACCAAGUGUAACAAUGAUAUGUAAUAUACCUGAAUCAAUAAAUAGUGAUUUCUAUGCAGGCAAA
Messenger RNA from Scutellospora calospora, 1065 nucleotides. NCBI's taxonomy places the organism in Eukaryota, Fungi, Glomeromycota, Glomeromycetes, Diversisporales, Gigasporaceae. The record is from the annotation of a GenBank genome assembly.